CCGCUGCGUGCGCCGGGCGGGGCGGACGCGGCGCGGCCGCGGGGUUAAAGCGCCGAGCCGGGCCGGUGCUGCCGCCUGCGUCCCGCCGGCAUGGAUGCGCGGGGCCCUGCCAGGCGCUACGAGAAGCUCGACUUCCUCGGGGAAGGGCAGUUCGCCACUGUUUUUAAAGCCAAGGACAGGACGGACAACCGAAUCGUUGCUAUCAAGAAGAUUAAACUGGGUCAUAGAUCAGAAGCUAAAGAUGGAAUCAACAGGACUGCCCUCAGGGAAAUAAAACUGUUACAGGAGCUAAGCCAUCCAAAUAUUAUUGGUCUUAUUGAUGCAUUUGGACACAAGUCAAAUAUUAGUCUGGUGUUUGAUUUUAUGGAAACAGAUUUAGAGGUUAUUAUAAAGGAUACAAGUAUUGUGUUGACGCAGUCUCACAUCAAGGCAUAUAUGCUGAUGACACUUCAAGGAUUAGAAUAUUUACAUCAGCAUUGGAUUCUACACAGGGAUCUUAAACCAAAUAACUUGUUGCUAGAUGGAAAUGGAGUUUUAAAAUUGGCUGACUUUGGCUUGGCAAAAUCUUUUGGAAGCCCAAACAGAGUUUAUACACACCAGGUAGUAACAAGGUGGUACCGAGCCCCAGAACUAUUGUUUGGGGCUAGAAUGUAUGGUGUUGGCGUUGAUAUGUGGGCUGUUGGUUGUAUUUUAGCCGAAUUGCUCCUCAGAGUUCCUUUUUUGCCUGGAGACUCUGAUCUUGACCAGCUGACAAGGAUUUUUGAAACACUCGGCACUCCAACAGAAGAACAAUGGCCUGGCAUGACAAGUCUUCCAGAUUAUGUCACAUUUAAGCCAUUCCCUGGAAUGCCACUUCAACAUAUCUUCAGUGCAGCUGGUGAUGAUCUGCUCGGUCUUCUUCAAGGCUUAUUCACGUUUAAUCCUUCCACUAGAGUAACAGCUACUCAGGCAUUGAAACAGAAGUAUUUCAGUAAUCGACCAGGACCCACUCCAGGAAAUCAGCUGCCAAGACCCAACUGUCCUGCCGAAGCUGCAAAGGAGCCACAAAAUGCACUUUUAAAUUUAAAAAGAAAAAACACAGAAGGAAUAGGUCAAGUGGAGCUACUUCCAUAGAAGUGUAUUUCCUCUUUGAGUUGCUCUCUUUUUGAGACCUUUGAAUAUUGGUAUAAAAAGCAAUAUAAUUUCUACCAGCUGGAAAUGGAGGCAUGAUGUAUUUUCUACUGUGGAUUUUAUGUAAUGUUCUGUUACUGCCUUAGCUGGGCUGACAGAUCCAGAAGGUUUCAAAUGUAGUUCCUCUAGCACCAACAAAUGUUAAAGGAGAGAACCAGUGAUAGAGCUAGGAAAUCUGCUGCGUUGGAUUUCAUUUGCUCUUCUUACAUGGCAUUACCAUCUAAAUUUAAAAUCUGAACAGUGAUUUGGAAGAAUAAUCCUCUAGUCUUGGUUUAAAUAAAAAUUUGAAGACCAACAUUGUUGUAGGGGGUCGAAAUGUGCAAAUGUAAUUUCCAAGAAAAGUAAGUUGCAUUCCCUGAAAUUCUUAGAAUGACCUUACAUCCUGCAGAGCAUAUUUCUUUUCCCUCAGUCCUGUUGAGGUAGCACUCUGGAACCUGGCAGAAUAAACUGAGUGCUUCAAAAAUAUUGGCACCAGGAGCUGACUGCUGGAAUAAAGAUGCAUGCCAUUGCUGUAUGUGCUGCUUUUCCACAAGAACAAACCCCUGUAGCCUGUGGGGUGUGUUCACCAAAUCUUAAUACUUCUCAGAAAAACCCCUCUAUUCUCGGGGGAAAACUACCACUAGAGGGAUGAGACAUGCAUGCUUUGUGUCUACUGCUAUCACUUACUUCUGAUCAGUGAGGUUUUUGGAGACACUGAUUCUGUGAUGACAUAAAUGCCCAUCUCAUCUCUGUCACUUAACAAGUGACACUGCUUCCCCAGAACACCUAUUUCUAGUCCUAUUAAUAUGCAUUUCUACAGAGCUGUAGCUACACAAAACAGGGAUUAUAACGCAUGGUGCACUAAAGUUUUUCCUAUGUUAAUUAAGCAUAAGGAAUCUGAUAUCAAAACUAUUGGUUUGGAAAAAAACCCAAAGACAUUCUAUUAAUAUUUAAGGUUAAGAAUUUGUCCUAGAUUUAACAGCACAUAAGAAACAGCACAUGUGUGUGUGUGUUGGGAAAGGUUUAAGCCUUAGAACAGCUUGCUUUUCUUGGGUUUCAAAGUAGAAUUAAGUGGUUAGCUUUGCAUAUCAACAGUUAGGCUUUUAUAUGAACAAAGAGAAAUAUUUACAUGUAUGGGAAAUGCAAUUAAAAAAAAAAUAAAUGCAAAUAAAAAAAAAAAUUAAUUACAGAAUUUAUGACUUUUGGAAUAUACAUACUGAUUCUGAUUUAUUAAAAAAAAAUGGAUAUUGAUCUAGUAUGAAUAUUAAACUGUGAUGGACAAAAACUCUCUAACAGUUUAAAGUUAGCAAGUGUGUGUUUAUUCGACGCCGGGCAGCUUGCGGGAUCGCUCCCAAAUACACACCACGCCUUCCAAGUGAUUACAGAGCCCUUUUAUCCAUACAAGUAUUGAAUACCCAAAAUACAAAUACAUAUUCAUAAUUUUGGUACAUCCCAUUCCUCGCUUUGUAUGCUAAUCACUUCAAAAGCUAUUAAGCAUGCGUAGUUUGUUCCUUAAAAUGGGUCGAUGGUCCCUUUCAUGGGGAGGGGUCCCAAAAUGAGGAAGUAAAUGAAGUCUUCCUCGUUCUGACCUUUCUACCUUUUCAGUGCAAAUAUGACAAAUGAACUCUUGGUAGAACUCCCAUUCCUUGUCUUCAAUUGGUUUCAGAACAGAGGAGACCCACAAUUGUUUUAUGUUCCUAAAAGCUAUUUGUCAGUUUCUGUAUUCUUCAUUAUAAACCCAGCUAACUAAACAUUGUGUUGACAAGCAAUCAAUUAUUAGUUAAUUACUAACUCUUAACUUCAUCAAGGCCUACUCAUUUAUUUUAAUUAACUCUAGUAAGGCUUAUCUCUAACUAAAAUCUUAGCUCUUCUAAAAAUCUCUAAAUUCCUUAAAAUUUAUGUUUCAAUUCAAGUGAACUUUGAUUGUAGCACUUUCUUACAGAUCUGUUAAAAAAGGUCAUCAUGUACUGCCACUGUUCCAAAUAGCAUUCAGCAGUUAAGAGUAGGAGGGGACUUUGAGGAGGGGAGGGACUGGACCUCUAUACUUUGCUAACAAUGUGAUUUACAUUUUUCAGGAUUACCAAAAAAACUGAUCUUUUGAUUGCUGUGGAUGAUGAAUGAAAAUGAGUGAAAAUGCCCUGAGUCCCAGCCAUUGAUAAAACGCUGUAAUCAUUGCUGGAUGGUUAUUUUUUCAUUAUUUUAAUAUGUAAAAUAGAAACUUAUUAUUUCCGUAUGGGCACAGAAGUUUUAUUAACCCUUCUUUUUACAAUAAAAUGAUUUUAGACAAAAAAA
This is a messenger RNA of Taeniopygia guttata (zebra finch), 3441 nucleotides long. RefSeq names its product cyclin dependent kinase 7 (gene CDK7). The record is from RefSeq and is a predicted model, not a curated record. Lineage: Eukaryota; Metazoa; Chordata; Aves; Passeriformes; Estrildidae. Gene Ontology annotation, cellular component: cytoplasm; transcription factor TFIIH holo complex; nucleus. Gene Ontology annotation, molecular function: ATP binding; cyclin-dependent protein serine/threonine kinase activity; RNA polymerase II CTD heptapeptide repeat kinase activity. Gene Ontology annotation, biological process: protein phosphorylation; positive regulation of transcription by RNA polymerase II.